GAUUGGUUCUUUUCCGGGGCGCGGUGUGGUCAGGCGUACGGCGUGAUUGGUCCUUGGGAAGGAGCUAUUGGCGUUUGUACUGGCUUCGGAAUUAGGGGCUUUGAGUCUGUCGAGCCGGCGCCAUGUCGUUCUGCAGCUUCUUUGGGGGCGAGGUUUUCCAAAACCACUUUGAAUCAGGUCCAUCCUACGACCUCUUUCUUGUAUUACCGAGGGUGUCACUACGUUUCGGAGCGGGUGGAGCUCAGGACCCUGGAAUGGGACGAUUGUGGCCAUCCGGAGGAGUAAAUGUGGGGCAAGGUAUCUAUGUGUGUGCCAAGUGUGGCUAUGAGCUGUUCUCUAGCCGCUCGAAGUAUGCACACUCAUCUCCAUGGCCAGCAUUCACAGAUACCAUCCAUGCUGAUAGUGUGGCCAAAUGUCCUGAGCACAACCGACCUGGAGCCUUGAAGGUGUCUUGUGGCAAGUGUGGCAAUGGGUUGGGCCAUGAGUUCCUGAAUGAUGGCCCUAAGCGGGGGCAAUCUCGAUUCUGAAUAUUUAGCAGCUCGCUGAAGUUUAUCCCUAAAGAUAAAGAAACUUCUGCCUCCCAGGGGCACUAGAUGAGCAGCCCACACCCACUCCAAACAGAUAUGCUCUCUGACUACAUCUGGCCAUCACAUUUUGACACUGGAACCCUGGACACUCAGCCAGCUUCUGAACAGGGUCUCCUUGGCAAAGCACUUGUUUGUGAUAUCCCAUAGCCUUUUUUUUUUUUUUUUUUUGCGGUACUGGGGAUCAGAACUCAUGACCUCACACUUUCCAGGCAGAUGCUCAUGCCUGAGCUAACUUCCCGGCCCUCCCAUAGCUUUUUGCCAGGUUAGGCCUUGGGUGGGAUGCACACUGCCGGCUGUCUUAGCCUCUGGUUCACAGUCUCCAGAAGGUGGGCUCUGAGCCCAGCUUACCUUGAAUGAUGUUAUGCUUCUACCUUCUCUUUUUUUUCAGUUUGUUGCCCCUUCCCUGGCUAUCUGAACCUCCCCUUGUGGGACCCAAAGCUUAUGUCCAUCUUCUCCAAGCUGUGUGUGUUGUGACACAGAACUUUAGAGGACUGCCAUGACCAGCUGCUUCAGCCCUGGUCAAUGCAUGAUCUACUCUGGCUAAAUCCUUCUAGGCCAGUCAGGGUGGUGAUGAUCUGUGACCUGCUGGGGAGCAGGCCAAUGAGCCACACCCUAAACCAUCAUCCUGUAGCAAUCUGCAGAGGAAGAAGAUGAUGUUUCACAAUCUGCAGAUGUAGCUUGCUUCACUCAGGCUGGGAAAGCUGCUGUUGUGCCAUUAUGAAAUGAACUCAGUAGGGGUUAUAGGGCCACUGCCUCUAGUUCACACUUGCAGAGAUAUAUCUCCCCAAGAUUUGGCCACUGUGCCUUGUGUCAGUGUCCAGAAGCUCCUGUCAUCCUCCCCUGCUUUGUGGAAAUCAAUAAACAGGCAAAAUCUGCAA
This is a messenger RNA of Cavia porcellus (domestic guinea pig), 1465 nucleotides long. It is a transcript of the gene Msrb1, whose product is annotated as methionine sulfoxide reductase B1. Gene Ontology annotation, cellular component: nucleus. The transcript has 4 exons. Gene Ontology annotation, molecular function: L-methionine (R)-S-oxide reductase activity; peptide-methionine (R)-S-oxide reductase activity. Gene Ontology annotation, biological process: protein repair. NCBI's taxonomy places the organism in Eukaryota, Metazoa, Chordata, Mammalia, Rodentia, Caviidae. The record is from RefSeq and is a predicted model, not a curated record.